Messenger RNA from Lasiodiplodia theobromae, 1374 nucleotides. RefSeq names its product Mitochondrial carrier protein. Gene Ontology annotation, biological process: mitochondrial transmembrane transport. Bases 1 to 1374 code for a protein of 457 amino acids. NCBI's taxonomy places the organism in Eukaryota, Fungi, Ascomycota, Dothideomycetes, Botryosphaeriales, Botryosphaeriaceae. The record is from RefSeq and is a predicted model, not a curated record. The transcript has 2 exons.
AUGGCCGAUACCGCAGGCGCAGCGGCCAACCGCGUCGGAGGUCAACCUCACGACAGAUUACCACCAACCCCCGACUCGAUCAGCCUGCAAACCAUGGCGAAGCCUCCUGCGGGCCAGGACGACCCUCCGGAGGACAUCUCCAUGACCCAGAAGAUGCUGUCGGCCGUUACAGGCAGCAUCCUCACCUCGCUUUUAGUCACCCCGCUUGACGUGGUCCGCGUCCGUCUCCAGUCACAACACCAUUCCACUCCUACCUCCACUGCUGCGGCACGCCGGACGAUCCCUGCCCUCUCGACCCUCCAGCUCCACAAUGCGCAAUUCACCAACAUUCCUCCCAACCUCGGCGUUACCGCCUGCUGUCGCGAAGUCUUCUGGGUGAACAACAACGCCUCGUACUGCGUCGCCGGCCCCACCGUAAUGCCCACAAUCGCCCCGACAAGCGCAGCUUCAUGUGCUGUUGAAGAGACUCAGCGCAAGGCCUUUACAUCAACCCUCGACGGCCUUCGCAAGAUUGCUCGCAAUGAAGGUGCCCGUACCCUCUGGCGCGGGCUUUCACCCACCCUGGUCAUGUCUGUUCCUGCCAAUGUCAUCUACUUCGCUGGCUACGACUGGUUACGCACCGCCUCAGCUUCACCCGUAAAGAAGAACGUCGGGGACGCGUAUGCUCCGUUGGUUGCUGGAAGUACCGCCAGAGUCCUUGCCGCCAUUGCCGUCUCUCCCAUUGAGAUGUUCCGGACUCGCAUGCAAGCUACUCAUUCACCUUCGAGUGCUUCUAGCAGCCAUUUCCGUGACACUCUUACGGGCAUGGGCGAUUUGGUCCGCCAAGACGGAUGGACGAGUUUGUGGCGAGGUCUCGGGUUGACAUUAUGGCGAGAUGUCCCAUUCUCUGCCAUCUACUGGUGGGGUUACGAGACUGCGCGCAACGUCAUCACGGACGAGCGCGAGCGACUCCGUGGUCGGGACCUCGAAAGGAGAAGCAUGGGUUCUGGUGCAGUCAGGCCUCGGAGUCGGAGUAGGAGCAGAAGCGAAGAGGAUCAUACCGAGACCCUCGUCGACAGUUUCGUGGCAGGGGCCUCGUCUGGAGCUGUUGCUGCUUUUGUCACUACGCCUUUCGAUGUUGGCAAGACUAGACAGCAGGUUGUUCGACACGGCGGAAGCACGGCUUCGGCUGGCAAUGUUGUGGCCACCAUUCGACCAGAGGAAUCGUCCAUGCCGCGCUUCCUUCUGCACAUAUUCCAGGAGCAAGGGUUGCCAGGUCUCUUCCGUGGUUGGGCAGCUCGAUGCUUGAAGGUCGCACCAGCCUGUGCCAUUAUGAUUUCUACCUAUGAAGUCGGCAAGAAGAUGGCUGGAACAGUGAAUGAGCGGAGACACUGA